Fusarium odoratissimum NRRL 54006 is the source of this 186-nucleotide messenger RNA. RefSeq lists its product as uncharacterized. NCBI's taxonomy places the organism in Eukaryota, Fungi, Ascomycota, Sordariomycetes, Hypocreales, Nectriaceae. Bases 1 to 186 code for a protein of 61 amino acids. The transcript has 2 exons. The record is from RefSeq and is a predicted model, not a curated record.
AUGGAGAAACAAGCUCGCCAAGGCUCCUUCUGGGGAUGGGACGCGGUAAGGAGCAAAAGGGGAAUAACUCAAGGUGAGCAAGCUAGGGCUGAGAUCCAGAUUGCGGAGAAGAAGAGGGAGGCGAGAAUGGAGAGCAUCUGGCGUGUACCUGAAUUCAAGCUGCAAACGAGUGCAAAAUUGGCGUAG